GCAGGCGCGGGGCUCGUGCCGCCCUGCAGACGCCGCCGCCGCUGCUCCCGCGUUCCGCCAUGGUCAACCCCACCGUGUUCUUCGACAUCGCGGCCGAUGGCGAGCCGCUGGGCCGCGUGUCCUUCGAGCUGUUCGCCGACAAGGUCCCGAAGACGGCAGAGAACUUCCGCGCGCUGAGCACCGGCGAGAAGGGCUUCGGCUACAAGGGCUCCUGCUUCCACCGCAUCAUCCCCGGCUUCAUGUGCCAGGGUGGGGACUUCACGCGCCACAACGGCACCGGCGGCAAGUCCAUCUACGGAGAGAAGUUUGACGAUGAGAACUUCAUCCUCAAGCACACGGGGCCUGGCAUCUUGUCCAUGGCAAAUGCUGGACCCAACACCAAUGGUUCCCAGUUCUUCAUCUGCACCGCCAAGACUGAGUGGUUGGACGGCAAGCAUGUGGUGUUUGGCAAGGUGAAGGAGGGCAUGAAUAUCGUGGAGGCUAUGGAGCGCUUUGGGUCCAGGAACGGCAAGACCAGCAAGAAGAUCACGAUUUCCGACUGCGGACAAGUCUAAAGGCUCAUUCUCUCGACCACCAGACCAUUCCUUCCUUCUGCAGCUCAGGAGAGCGCCCUGUCCCCUAUGUGCUCGGAAUGCCCUCUGGUCCCUGUGCUCUCCCUGCGGUUCUCUCGGUUCCACUGUUUCCUACACCCAUUCCCUCCAAGUCUAGCUGGAUUGCAGAGUUGUUUAUGAUUAUGAAAUAAAAAAUAAGUAAGA
Sorex araneus (European shrew) is the source of this 755-nucleotide messenger RNA. RefSeq names its product peptidyl-prolyl cis-trans isomerase A. Gene Ontology annotation, biological process: protein folding; protein peptidyl-prolyl isomerization. The transcript is spliced from 5 exons. Bases 60 to 554 code for a protein of 164 amino acids. The record is from RefSeq and is a predicted model, not a curated record. Gene Ontology annotation, molecular function: peptidyl-prolyl cis-trans isomerase activity. NCBI's taxonomy places the organism in Eukaryota, Metazoa, Chordata, Mammalia, Eulipotyphla, Soricidae.